Messenger RNA from Hemibagrus wyckioides, 1161 nucleotides. Its product is annotated as intelectin-like. Gene Ontology annotation, molecular function: oligosaccharide binding. The transcript has 8 exons. NCBI's taxonomy places the organism in Eukaryota, Metazoa, Chordata, Actinopteri, Siluriformes, Bagridae. Bases 169 to 1080 code for a protein of 303 amino acids. The record is from RefSeq and is a predicted model, not a curated record.
CACACACACACACACGCAGAGUAUAAAACCCUGCUCCAAGGCUCCUGACCUCGCAUCAUUUCCAACAUCCUGAAGACAUCCGAAAACUCAAAGACGUCCAUCAUCGGAUUUCACAGUAGAGAAAGAGAAAGUUCAGUGUGCGGUUCUUUCCUCUUCUUUCUAACCAAGAUGGUGAAGUGGAUGGUUGUGCUGCUGGUGUUAGCUCCUGGAAGCCUCUCGCUCAGUGGACGAGAACCAGACUUUUUCAGUCCAUGGAGCUGCAAAGAGCUGAUGAACAGAUAUAAACUCACUGAUGACGGUCUUUAUUUCCUGAGCACGCCGAGCGGUGUGGUGUAUCAGACCUACUGUGACAUGACCACUGCAGGAGGAGGAUGGACUCUGGUGGCCAGUGUUCACGAGAACAACAUGUACGGGAAAUGCACCACCGGAGAUCGCUGGUCCAGUCAGCAGGGUGGAAAUUCGAACUCACCUGAUGGAGACGGAUCGUGGAGUAACACCGUGACAUUCGGCACUGCAGAAGCUGCAACCAGCGAUGACUUUAAGAAUCCUGGGUAUUAUGACAUCACAGCGGAGGACGUGGCAGUGUGGCACGUUCCUAAUAAUGAGCGAGUGGAUCGCUGGAAACAAACCUCCUUCCUGCGCUACCACACAGAGACCAAAUUCCUCAGCAGCUAUGGAGGAAACCUCUACAGUCUCUUCAAGCAAUUCCCAGUGAAGUACAACGCAGGAAGUUGUCCUGCUAACCACGGCCCCACUGUUCCUGUAGCCUACGAUGUUGGAGACGCCACGUCUAACCACAACCAGUUCGGACCCCAUGUCAGAGCGAACUCUGUCCCAGGAUUCAUCACAUUCCGAGCCAUAAACAAUGAAAGAGCGGCCAUGGCGAUCUGCUUGGGAAUCAAACCCACAAGCUGUCACACCGAACACAGCUGUAUCGGAGGAUGUGGCUAUUUUCCUGAAGCAUCUCCGAGGCAGUGUGGUGAUUUCACCAGUUUGGACUGGGACGGUUACGGUACUCACGCCGGCUGGAGCGCCAGUAAACAGAUCACAGAGGCAGCGGUGCUCAUCUUCUACCGCUGAGACCCUGAACAUACACCAGAUCUUCAGGAAUUUGUUUAACAAACUACACGGAUUAACAGAAUAAAUGAUUUUUAAUGCUGA